GAUGAUCUCAUUUGAACUAUUUUUCUCAAAGAAUAAUUUUAAUUUGAGCAUUUAUGUACAUCCAUUAUUUUACAUUCUUUUUAUUAUUUAAACAUUAUUUUAUCAUUUUUGAAAUAAAACUAAUUCAUUCACUUGAAUAAACAAUGAUUAAUUCACUUCUCUUAUAUUCUAUCGAAAUUAUGAUUAUUUCAAUGUAUUUGCUUACAUUAUACCAUUUAUAAUAUUGUGUUAUUGCAUUCAUAAUGCUUGUAAGACCAAGUGUUUAUAAACAAUUACAACAAAAUGAAGAAGGAGAAUCCGAACGAAAAGGACAACCAUCAUCAUUACAACGACAAUACUUCAAUGCACCCCAAUUGGAUUAUUACUAUUACACUUAUUUAUUAAAUAAUCAUCCAGAUGAAAUUAAUAAGCUACCAGGCGAUGUCAGCAUUUCCAUUGAUAAAUAUUCAUCUUCUCCAUUGUUCAUUAGUCAAUUUCGUAAAAUGGCUAAAAGUAAAUUAUCACAUUUAAAUCGUUGUUGUAUACUGAAUACAAAUCGACCAGCUUCAAUACCCGAAGAAGAAGAGGAGGAGUUGGGGGAAGAAGAAGAAGCAGAAGAAUACAUAGAAGAGGAUAAUGAAGCAGAAAAAGACUACUUUAACAGUAAGGAAAAAGAGACACAGAUACAUGUAGAAGAUGGAGUUGGUUCACUGGGACAAUGUUUACAGUACAAUGAAAAUAAUAAUUUUAUAGUUGAAAACUGUCAACAGUUAGUCGAUAAUUAUGCUGAUAAUAAUCUUAUCGAAGAAUUAGAACGAAACGAAGGACUAUAUGAGAAUUAUCAACUAAAAAGAUCAUCCUUUCGUCAUAAUAUUAUUUCGUGUAUUAAAGGUACAACAAGACGUUGCAAUAACCAGUGGAAUAUCGCUAGUUGUGGUGGUGAUGUUGACGCUGAUAUUUGUGAUCGUGGAAUUUAUUGGCCUGAAGAAUAUGAUCGGAUUUCAUUUCAUGAUAAUGUAAAUUCCUAUCAUCAUAGUGAUUAUUGUAAUAAUUAUGAUGAAAAUAAUACUGGUGGAAGUAAUGAAAGUAUUUUUAUCAAAUCUGAACCGUUAUUCUCUACUCCAGAAACACGCACAAAAUCUAUCUACAUUAAUAAAUACAAGAAAAAAAUGAAAAGUAGACGAAGAAAUUCGGUCAGUUUCGAUUUGUCGUCAACAUCAUUGUCUGACGAUUGUAAUUUAGUAACAGUUAGUCAAUCUUCUGAUUCCGAUCAACAUUGGUUUGGUUCUGGACGUAAUUUAUGGCUGCCAAAUACCAAUGGAAAUAAUCACUGUAUUCUUAAUGAUAAUAACAUUAGUAGUAUUAAUAAUAAUGUAUUUUGUACGGAUUCAAAUUGUACAACUUCAUCUCGUGAAAUUCUUGAUUCUCUUACUUUAUGCUCAAGUUGUAGCAGUUCAUGCAAUUAUUAUAGCGGCAACAACAACUAUUCUGAUCAUCAUCCUAAUUACCAUUGUACAAAUAAUAAUGAUAAUGUCGAUUCUCGGAAGACAUUAAUAACAAAUGUGACUUCUAGUUCAAUCCUUCUUCAUCAUCAUUCUAUAAAUACUAAAUCUGAAUCAAUUCAAUGUAAAAAUGGUAAUAGUCAUUCUGUUUCACCACUGUCUUCAAUUAACAAUAAUAUUAAUAAUGGUGAAACUAAUGCAGUCAGCAAUGCAAUUAGUAUUCAAUCAAAAAAUAACAGUACUUCACUGUCAAAUGUUUGUUUUGCCAGUUCUCCACGUGGUAAUACUGUUAUUACACAUCAUCCAGCCAGCCCUUUUGCACGUGUUCCUCGUGGUGUAGUUGGAAAAAAUGAAGUUCAUGUUAAAACCCCUACCCAGUCAAAAUCAUCGGUAUCCAUGUCUAAUGUCUGCAUAACUGCCACCGUUACCACCCAUACAACUACAUGCAUUGAUAAUUUUUCUACUAAUCAAAAUAUUCCUGUAACUAGUAUUUCUACAACAGAUGGUUCAUCUUGUGUUUCAACUGAACUUCAGUCAGAAUCUUCUGAUUGUUCUCUACAAAAUCAGUCUAGUCAUGUAAAUGGUGAUCAGCAGCCAAAUUCUAUUCCCAGUGAGCCGAAUCAAUUGAUAAACUUGUCUAAGACAAAUUCUGCAGAUUUACAAAAUUCAAUGAAUAACAAAGUAAAUAAUUCACAUGGAUUCGGUCGUAGACGUUCUAAUGUACCCAAUUCUUAUCCAACUUAUGAAGAAGCUUGGGAUUUAAAAUUAGCUCGUCAACUUGGUGUCGGUGUAUCACGUCUACCAUCAAUUAUUCCGCUAUCAUCAAAUAGUCAAAAUUACAUUCCACAACUUCCUUUUUCUAUGCCUUCCAAUACCUCUACAAAUAAUCAUGAUUUAAAUAUCCCAAUAUCUCCUGUUUCUGUUUACAAUAGAAAUAAAAUUAGAAAUAAUAAUUCAAAUUUCUCACCGUUGCAACCUUUGUCACUGGAUAAUAAUAUUAAUAAUAAUAGACAAUGUUCAACUGAUGAUUCUCACUCUAUUGAAUCUCAUUUGAAAUUGUUGAAUAUUUCAACAUCGACAUCCUCUUCGUCUUCUUCAUCUUCUUGUUCAAAUGAUAAACUCAUAAAUUCAACUAGUAAUUCUGAAUUAAUAUCAGUAAUGACCACUACUAAUCAUGUGGAUGCAUCAGAUCGUGCAGAUCAUGUGGUGGAUACAAGACUAGUACAUUUGGAUAAAUUGGAUCGAAAAUCAACUAAUGGUUCAUUUCGUCAUGAUGAACUAAUUAGUAAUAAUUCUAGUCAUAUGGUGUUAAGUGGAAAAACAGAAAACAACGGUGAAUAUGAUUACGCUUAUAAUGGUUCAUGGAGUAUGGGUAUCAAACUCAGUUUAGAUCUAGCCAUCAAUAAUUCAUCAAAUGAUACAUCUUUACUACCAAAUAUACCAAAAUAUAGUAAUGCAACAACAACACCUACAACAACAAUGAUUAAAACGGUGAAGUCAAGUUUAAAUCAUCCUCCACCUUCUUCACAUCAUCAACACCAUCCAAAUUACCAUCAUCAGCUUAUACAACAUGGUUUAUCUUCUUCUGGUCAGUUACAAGAGUCUAGUAAAUUCAUUUCAAUUAAAAAUACUAAUGGUAAUGAUUUAAAAUUGAAUUUGACUACUCGUCCUGUACAAUCAGUUUUAUCUAAUGAUCUCGAUAGCAUUUCUACAAGUAGUUGUGAUGAUUCUUGGGAUGCUCAACAUGGUCGAUUAGUUUCUAAAUUAAUGAGUGGACGUUUUAUAGAUCCUAGUACUAUUAUUUCAAGCACUGGUAAAUCUGGAAACGCAACAACUACAAUAAUGGAAGUGAAUAAUGAUUUCUUGACUUCUGAAACUUGUAAUUCUUCUGCAACAAAUAUGCUUACAGUUCCUAGCCUGUCGUCAACCUCCUCAUCAUGCACGUCUUCCUCCACCUCUUCGUCGUCAUCGUCAUCAUCAGUAUCGAUGGCCUCACAUGUAGUAAUAACGUCAGUUGCUCCCCCUUCUCAUUGUACCAGUUCUAUGACACAGGUGUUUGAUCACUUACCUUCAUCUAAUGUUAAUUUACAUCAUUCAAUGAAUUCAGUUAGUAAGAAUAAAUUGUUAUCUAGUCAAAAUAACCUGCCGAAGGGUUUGCCUCCUCAUUUGGAAACAUUGUCACUUGAAGAACAACCAUGGUUUCAUCCGUCAUUAACAAGAUCAGAAGCUGAAGAACUAAUACGGAAUGAACCAGAAGGUAGUUUUCUUGUUCGUCCUAGUGAAACAUGCCCUAAUGACUUUUCUCUAACUAUUAAACAUAAAUCCUUCUUACAUAUGAAAAUUACACGAAAUAGUACUGGUCAAUUUAUUCUAGGAGAAUAUAGUCAACCGUAUGCAAGUGUUUCACAAAUGAUUUAUCAUUAUGCACGAACACUUGUUCCAGUACUUGGUGCCUAUUCAGUUACACUGACACAUCCUGUAUGUAAACGUAGCUAACCAUUUUCUUAUUCUGUUGUUCAUUUCACUACUGCUGAAUCCUGAUACAAUGACACUGGCUACUCCGUCAGUUGUUCUUGCCUUUCGAUUUUUUGUCUGCUGCUCCUCCCAUCACUACUACCGCUUUAUUUGUUUAAGAGUUUAGUGCUAUGAGUCUUUUUUUCAUUUGCUUACUUCUCUUUUUUGGGUGCUGUGUUGUUCUUCCUUCUCUUCGCUGAUCCUCAGCUGAUUAUCGCGUUUUCUGUUUAUUUUCUUACUAUUCCAUAUCACAUCAGCUUUCCAUACUUGUUAGCGCCUGCUGAAUUGCGUUUAUUUAAUUUCUUCCCUCUAUUUUCGUUACAUAUUUAUUCUUCGUAUAAUAUGCAUUCGUGUAUGUCUGUGUGUAAGGUAAUAUAUACAUGUAUUUAGUGUAUUUUUUCUCUUUAUCUAUGUACAACUUUCCUUCAUCAUCAUCGUCUGCCUCUUCUGCCCACCGUACUGGGAAGUUGUUCAUCCAAUCAUGUUUACCUUUAUUAUUUCAUUUUUGCAAACUAUAACGUUGUCUUUCUGUAAACAUUUCAAGGAAAUGUCUGUUGUUCUGUUUCAUAUUUUGUUUUCUUUGGAGCUGACUCAUUCCCUGAGAAAAGUCAUAAUAAAGUUAGCAAAUAUUAUCUUCCUACAUAAUUCCAUCGCCUACAUACUCUUAUUGUGAUUACUACCUUAGUGCUAUAAUAACAUUCUCAGUUUUAGCUUCUUGCCUUAUUAAUUACCUUUAUUUUCUCUUUUUAUUUAAACAUGUCUACAAAAUGUAAUUUGUGUUCAAUUCUAAUUUUUCUCCCUUAUAUCAGUACAUUUCAUUUUCCUUCAACUAUAUCAGCACCAUUAACAAUUACUACUACUAUUAAUCAGUAAUAAGUAGCAUGAAUAGUUAUUCGCAAAACGUCUCACAUAUUUACCGUUUGAUGUUAUUCUUCAAAACUUCACAUAUAUAUUUUCUUUCAUCCCUUGAAAGAUUAUUAAGCUUUUUCUAUAACUUAUGUAUGGUUCAAAGCAAACUUCACCUUUAUUCUUCAAUUUAUACACCAUUCUAGGUGUUCUUGAGAGAGAUGAACACGAUUUACUUCUUUUUAUUCACUGAACAUAAUCUGUUGUUCCACAUUAUUUGACAGUAUUUAUUAUUACUAAACAGGUUCAAAAUUCAUCGCUGUUGCCAUUCAUAUACGAUUUAUCUUCUAUAUUAUACAGUAUCUAUCAUUAUAAUUGAAACUUAUUACGUUUAUUAUUAUUACUAUCGACUAUAUCAGAUUUUUUGGUAUUUUAAAUCUAUAAAUUGUGUUGAAUAGUCUUGGAUCAUUUG
Schistosoma guineensis is the source of this 5313-nucleotide messenger RNA. The record is from the annotation of a GenBank genome assembly. NCBI's taxonomy places the organism in Eukaryota, Metazoa, Platyhelminthes, Trematoda, Strigeidida, Schistosomatidae.